AUGUUGCCUCACGGUGUCCGCCGCCGCCGCCUUCUCGCCGUCGCCCUGCUGGUUGCUUACACGGCGACGCUGCGGGCAGCGCCGGCCGCCGCGGAGGACACCAUCCUGGGGCACAAGUGCGGCAUGCCUGCGGCUGCGGCUGCGGGGGCGAGCAACAGCAGCGACGCCGCCUACAGGUCCAACCUCAACGCGCUGGCCGCCAUCCUCGUCGCGGGCGCGCGGGCCAAUGGCUCGGCCGUCGGCGCGGCCGGCGCGUCGCCCGACGCCGCCUAUGGCCUCGCGCUCUGCCGGGGGGACUUCAGGGGCGACGCCUGCGCGCGGGGGCUCCGCGACGCCCUGUAUAGCGCCGUCAACGACUCCGAGGGCGUGUUCGGCUGCGGCCCGCCGCGGCUCAGGGACAUCACCCUCUUCUACGACCGGUACCAGCUGCGGCUCUCCGGCGCCGACUUCGUCUCCGGCGGCGGCGGGAACGCGCCCAGGUGGGCCGGGAACAACACUAACUUCGUGACCCCCGACAACGCGGCGCGGCGGUUCGACGCGCUCGUUCUCGAGCUGGUCACCACCAUCGCCGGCGUCGCCGUGGGCAAGCCCAGCAGGUACGCGACCGGGCGGUCGUGGUUCGAGGAGCAGCGCCUGACGCUGUUCGCCCUGGUACAGUGCACCGUCGACAUGUCGCCGGAGCGGUGCCGGGAGUGCCUCGACGGCCUCAUCUCGGCGUUCCCGGCCACUUUUCCCAGCGGGCAGCAUGGCGGCAGGAUCCUUGUGCCGCGGUGCACCGUGCGCUACGAGACGGACAACACCUUCUUUAACACAGCCGACUUGUCAGUCGACCUGCACAAGCAAAAACAGGCCAAACAAAUUGCUCGGUUGGAAUUACGAAGGUUGUCUAUUGCUGUUAAAAAUGUGAUCAACCUCUGGAGACUGGAGGAAGGCAACUCAGGGUUUUCGCUCUACGACUUCUCUCAGAUGAAAGGCGCUACCAAUGGAUUUUCUAUUGAAAACAAACUUGGUCAGGGUGGUUUCGGUGCUGUCUACAAGGGAGUGCUGCCUGAUGGACUUGAAAUAGGAGUGAAAAGGCUUGGUCCAUGUUCUUUGCAAGGCUUGCUGGAGUUCAAGAAUGAGAUCCAGCUCAUUGCAAAGCUCCAGCACAGGAAUCUAGUCAGGCUGCUGGGCUGUUGUAUUGAAGGGGAGCACGAGAAGAUUCUGGUCUAUGAGUACAUGCCAAACAAAAGCCUAGACCUCAUCAUCUUCGACAAUAAAAAAGGAGCGUCACUAGACUGGCCUAAACGUCUGAAUAUAAUCGAGGGGAUAGCUCAGGGGCUUCUCUACCUUCACGUGCACUCGCGCCUGUGCGUGGUACACAGGGAUCUCAAAGCCAGCAACGUUCUCUUGGACAGCCAGAUGAACCCUAAAAUCUCAGACUUUGGGAUGGCCAGGAUAUUCAGCUCUAGCGUGGCCGAGUCAAACACCACUCGAAUUGUGGGCACACAUGGGUACAUAGCUCCGGAAUAUGCCUCGGAUGGAGUUUGCUCGGUCAAGUCUGACGUCUUCAGCUUCGGUGUGCUGCUCCUGGAGAUCAUCAGCGGAACCAUGACCACUGGCUCCUACAGAUUCGAAGGCAAACUGUACAAGCUAAUCGCAUAUGCAUGGCUGCUGUGGAGAGCCGGGCAAUGGCCAGAGCUGGUAGACCGCAGCUUAGGGAACGGAACGUACGACUGCACCAUGGAGAGGCACGUCCACGUGGCGCUCCUGUGCGUGCAGGAGAGCGCGGACGACCGCCCCGCCAUGGACGAGGUCGUCAGGAUGCUGGGCAGCGGCGAUGGCGCGGUCCUCCCGGAGCCCAAGCAGCCGGCGUACUUCAACGUGCGCCCCGUCGGCACCGAGAUGUCGGCGUCCUGCGACAUGACCAUCACCAUAACCUUGUCGAGAUAA
Sorghum bicolor (sorghum) is the source of this 1932-nucleotide messenger RNA. RefSeq names its product cysteine-rich receptor-like protein kinase 19. The record is from RefSeq and is a predicted model, not a curated record. NCBI's taxonomy places the organism in Eukaryota, Viridiplantae, Streptophyta, Magnoliopsida, Poales, Poaceae. Gene Ontology annotation, molecular function: ATP binding; protein kinase activity. Gene Ontology annotation, biological process: protein phosphorylation. Bases 1 to 1932 code for a protein of 643 amino acids. The transcript is spliced from 6 exons.